CAUUUCUGUUGUUUGAAUUAUGUUUAAUAUCGUCAGAAAGAAAGAACGCCAUAUUGUGACGUUUUAAGUCAGACGGUGCGCAUGUGCAGGAAUCACUUCCGCUUUACUCGACCUACACGGCUUCCGUUGUUUAUACACACCGCAGUUGUUUCUGUUUAAAACACUUUAAUUAAUUGUAGUGAGGCUUGUGUGAGCAAGCUGCGCCAUGGGUAAAAGAUACUACUGCGACUACUGUGACCGCUCCUUCCAGGACAACAUGCACAACCGGAAGAAGCAUCUCAACGGUGUUCAGCACCAGAGGGCUAAAAAGGGAUGGUUUGAUCAUUUUAGAGGCUUUUCUGAUAUUUUAAAGGAUGAACAAGCAAAGAAACCCUGCAGGAAGUUUCUCCAAAGAGGGGUUUGUGAUUUUGGGCCAUCUUGCAGGUUUUCUCAUAUGACUGAAAUGGAGCUGAUUAAUUUAGAAAGGAAAGUGCAAGAUGAAAGACGGCACAGGGAGGGCUUAGAGGACCCUGUGAUGCCUGAGCCCACUGCAGAGGAUUGGCUCUCGAGGAGGGAAAAGAGGCAAAGUGGCCUCACCAGCAAAGGGGAUGCCACCGAUAUGGAAGACCCCCAGGAAACACACGGUGAUGUACCUCCGCAGCUCUUCUCCAUUCCUGACGUCCCACUUUCGCUGGUGCCUCCCCCUCCAGGCGGCUGGAACGUCACCGUCAACACGGAAUGGGGUUGAAAAAAAUCAUCCCACUUUUCUUUGUGUUACCAUUCGCAAUAAAAUGCUUAGUUUUUUUAUGA
Doryrhamphus excisus (bluestripe pipefish) is the source of this 789-nucleotide messenger RNA. RefSeq names its product zinc finger, matrin-type 5 (gene zmat5). The record is from RefSeq and is a predicted model, not a curated record. Gene Ontology annotation, cellular component: U12-type spliceosomal complex. Lineage: Eukaryota; Metazoa; Chordata; Actinopteri; Syngnathiformes; Syngnathidae. Gene Ontology annotation, molecular function: zinc ion binding.